Schistocerca serialis cubense is the source of this 3681-nucleotide messenger RNA. RefSeq names its product sex-regulated protein janus-A-like. Bases 3007 to 3627 code for a protein of 206 amino acids. Gene Ontology annotation, molecular function: protein histidine phosphatase activity. The record is from RefSeq and is a predicted model, not a curated record. Gene Ontology annotation, biological process: peptidyl-histidine dephosphorylation. Gene Ontology annotation, cellular component: cytosol. NCBI's taxonomy places the organism in Eukaryota, Metazoa, Arthropoda, Insecta, Orthoptera, Acrididae. The transcript is spliced from 6 exons.
GCCGCGAUCAUGAAAAGAGAAUAGUGGUUGUUUAUUUCGAUUUAUACAAUGGCUUUUACUGGCGGGAGCGUUUGUAGCGCAAUAAAUUGCACUAACAACAGGAAGAAGACACCACAGCUGUCUUUUUUUAGGUUUCCUAAGGAUCCUGAGAGGAGCAGAAAAUGGCUUGUUAAUAGCAGGCGAGAAGGCCUCAUUAAGAAAGAACCAGUGUACCUGUAUAAUAAUAUUAGGUUUUGUUCGCCACAUUUCGAACAAAACCAGUUCAUGAACGCAGACAACAACAGACUCGUGUGGAAUGCAGUACCCACACUGUUUGACAUUCCAAAUAAGCCACCUCAGCUGACGAUGAAGAGGAAACUGCCACAAAGAUUCGACAGUCAAUCUAAAGCAAUAAAACAGUCCUAUGACACAGAAGCAGCCGGUUCAACUCUGCAUGUAUCAGUGCCAGAUUCGUGUGAAUCGUCAACACAGACUUGCUUUGACGAUGAAGUGGUUAGAUUAUGUGCAGCUGUUCGUGUCUUACAAAAGCGUGUGAAGUGUCAGAAUGUGCAAAUCGCUAGACUUUGAGCGAAACUAUUACGGGACAAGGAAAGUGCCUACAGACAGCGACAGAAACUGUAUCAGAAGGAGCAAGUGAACAAGGACAAACGAAUGUUAAAGACUGUAGGACCCCGAUAUUUAAAAAAAGUGCCCUUGACUUGUUGGUAAGCCAGAUUACCAUGCCAUUGAGAGAAAAACGUGCUGCAAGAUGGAAAGACGAAAAUAAUCUGUUUCCUCUAAAUUUAUUAUAUUACAGCACUCAGGCAUACAGGUUUUUGUCAGAAUGUUUUAUGCUUCCAUCAGUGCGUACAUUACAAAGGUAUGUGGAAGGCAUACAAAUAAAAUGUGGGAUAAGUGACUAUAUAUUCCAUCUUUUAAAGCAAAAGGUGCAACAUUUUUCUUAUAUUGAUAAACUUGUGAAUAUGUCAUUGGAUGAAAUGUCUCUAAUGGCAAAUUUGACAUAUGAGGCACAGCUAAAAUUGCGAACAGUGUGUUGGUGAUAAUGAUUAGUGGCAUUUUUUCAUGUUUCAAACAACCAUUGCUGUACUGUUUUUGUAAAGGAACAGUGGGAGCUAUGCAUUUGACUGCUAUAUUUUAUGAAGUACUCAAGAGACUUAAGGAAAUUGGCUUGGUUGUAAAGACCUGUGUGACUGAUCACGGUUCAAAUUUUGUGGGCUGUAGAAAGAGACUGGGAAUUACACAAGACAAUCCAAGUUUGGUAUAUGAGGAGCAGAAGAUCUAUUUCUUCUAUGAUACCCCACGUUUGUUUAAGAGCAUCAGAAACAACCUAUUUAGGUAUGGCAUAAUUCAUACAUCAAAUGAUGGUUUGGUUGGUACUGCUUCUUGGAAGGACAUUUCUCAGCUCUAUUCAAAUGACUUGCACAGGAAAUACAAGUUAGCUCCGAAGCUGACUAAAAAAGCUGUCAAACUGCCAGCUUUUUCAAAAAUGAAAGUGGGUACUGCAGUUCGUGUGUUAAGCCACACUGUGGCAGCUGGUAUUGACACACUUGUAUUUUGUGGUAGUAUGCCAUUAUCUGCAACUGGCACUUCAGACUUUUGUCAGAAAGUUAAUGACAUUUUUGAUUUCUUUAAUACAUACAGUGUGAAAGGGCCUGUGCAUCUAAGAAACUGUAUUAGGAGUGAUUCAGAGCAUCUGGAUGUUCUACAUGUGAUGAAGCCAUGGAUUCACUCUUGGAAAUUUGUAGGCUCUGAUGGAAAAGAUUACUCCCUGAGGAUAAAAUGUGUAAAGGGGCUUCUAAGCAAUAUAUGUGCUUUGGAAAUGCUUGCUGCCGAGGUACUGACUGGAACAAAAUUGUACUUAUUCUCACGUAAAAUUAACCAAGACACAUUGGAAAACUUUUUUUCAACUAUGAGGCAGAGAGGUGGUUUUUGCAGCAACCCAUUUCCAAGGCAGUUUUGUGCUGCAUUUAACAACUGUACACUAAGCAAACUGAUAAAUUCCUCUAAUGUGGCAAGCAGUAAUUGUGAAGGAAUUGACUGGGGUCAGGCAAUACUGGACAUGAAAUCUGCUCAAACAUUAAAGGUCUCUCAGUUGUUAUGCAGUAGUGAUAAAAGUUCUGCAACAAAGCUACCAAAUGUGGAAGUUCCAGCAGACCUUGAAGAACAAAACAGUAUGAGAUAUGUGUUUGGUUACAUGUUGAAGAAACUUUUUUCUUUACAUAAUUGUGUCAAGUGCAGGAAUCUACUUGUAGACAACAGCCAGGACUUAGAUGCAAAUGACAAAUUUUAUUGCCAUUUCAAAAGUUACGAAGACAAUUUUGAAGCUUGGUUAUUUGCAGUGAAAAUAUUUGUUUAUUUUUGAGGGAUUGUGAAAAUCAGAUGGCAUCAGUUUUUGAUGAACAUUCUCACAAGAAAAACUGUGGUGAAUUAUAUGUAAACUUGUUGCUGGCUGUCCCAAGUUUUCCCCCUGGAUGUUGUGAAGAAACUAAGCUGCUGUUAAUCAAGAUAUUUGUUAAAGUGAGACUUGUUUACCGGCUCAAAUAUUGGAAUCAAGACUUAGUUUCUAACAACAAGAAAGCAAAUAAGAAACUGAAGUAGUUGGCUCAUUUGGGCUGCUGAUUUCUUUGUUGCUUGUGUCACUUAGAAUAAUAUAAAGAUGAAGGUCGUACUUGUGGCAACGGGCGAAAAUGACAAACGCAGUAGGCCUACAGUACGAUAAACGAGCUGUCGGUCGUUUUUGCAUGUAGAGGUACAUGUAUGUGCUUCCUACAUGUGAAUCUGUGUGUUUAUAAUCUUUUGAUAUCAACGUGGUAAGCUGCAAUUCUGUCCAAUGUCAAAAGUGUUUCUUCACGAAUGUGUUGUAGCUUGCCACUCUAUUCAUGAUUUUUGUCCUUACUUGCGCUUUUUUUAGAAUCAUUUUUAGUAACAUAUAUGCCUUCUGGUACCACACAAACCCUUGGAGCCAAGAAAAUAACUCAAAUAAUUCGGAAAUGAAGAAGGAAAUGGAUGCAAACAAACAUUAUGCUUACGACGCGUCUGACGUUCACCUUACCUGCCACUUGGAGCGCUAGUGUCGCUCCAUCUGUCAAACGGCAACAAUUUUUACAGCAGACACUAAUGACAGCAGCGGAGAAGCUUGCCGCUGUUCCUGAUGUGGAUAUCGACCCAGAAGGAACAUUUAAGUAUGUUCUAAUAGGUGUCUUUGGUUCAGAGGGUCCUGAUGGCAAAGAACCGAGCAAAUUAGUGGUCAUUGGCUUCCAUUCGGACGUCUACGAUGAGACGAUGGACAGGGUGAAAGGCCUCGGCGUUGAUACCGAGUGCACUGGUGGUGGUAGAAUACAGCACGACCCCAGUGCCAACGUCAUCAAAGCGUACAGCUACUCACAGUUUGUAAUAUUUGACAUUGCAGCUUUUGAAAAUGGAGCAGGAUGUUGUGCCCUCUCUCCUAUUGGAGUGUUUCUCUGUGAUCAGAAUUGGAGGCAGACAAUUCACUUGAACGUCUCGACGCGCAGGUCACCGAAGUGGCGUCAAAUCGAAAGACCUGCACCAGGCGAACGGUCUACCCGACGGGAGGCCCUAGCCACACGACAUUUCCAUUUUUACUUGAACGUCCAUUGCUGUUGUUGAUGUCUUUGAAUCAUGUUGGUUCUUUGUGAUUAAUAAAAAAAUUAUACAAUCCAA